UUGGAUUUUUGAUAUUCGUUUUAUGGGCGGCCGUCAAUGACAUCUGAAACUCGAGUCUAAUUGCUAUGUGAAGGAUGCUGAAUGAUACUAAAUGUGUCAUAGUUCCUAAAUGACUUUUGGUCGUUAAGGCCUGUUUAUCAGAUGCGCAAAGACGUGCAUGUCUGCAGUAAAGAGAUUAGCCUAUUGCUGAGAAGCAUCGGGUUAGGCAACUUUGUUGUCCCUCCAUUUCCCUCUUUCGCUCGCCCUUUCUUUAUUUCUUUCUCUCUCACUCACUUACACUCUCUCACACACACGCUACAACACCCCACAAUCUCAGUCCGUCUCUCUUUUCUCUCUGAAAGGGGAGGACCACCUAAUAGAGGCGUCCUUUCUUCUGCUGGAGCAGGUCCAUAGCAUAAGGGGGAGUGUCAUUAAUAACAAAUUAGAGAGGGGUCAGACUAGCCACUUAUAAAGAGGACUCUCACUGCAGGAGGACGGAACAGUUUCCAUCCAGCGGUCUCACAGGAAGGAAUAUCCACUUUGCAUUUAAAGGCUUUCAUAUCUGAACUCGGUGUACUAUAGUUUGCGAGAUGGGCUCGGUAUUACCAGCAGAGGCUUUACCACUUAAGUCUGGAUUUAAAUGUCAGAGUCGGUCUUUGUCUGAUAUUAUUACCUCCGACAUUCUUCACAGUUUCCUGUACGGACGUUGGAGAAAUGUGAUCGGGGAGCAUCUGAUGGAGGAGAGGCAGAACAGCAUCAGUCCCAAAACGGCAUUCACUGCUGAGGUCCUCGCCCAGUCCUUCGCUGGAGAGGUCCAGAAACUGUCCAGCUUGGUGCUUCCCAGCGAAGUGAUCAUUGCCCAGAGCUCUAUCCCUGGUGAGGGCCUGGGAAUUUUCUCCAAGACCUGGAUCAAGGCAGGCACAGAGAUGGGUCCAUUCACGGGAAGCGUCAUCUCCCCUGAACAUGUGGACCUACUUAAAAACAAUAAUCUCAUGUGGGAGGUGUUCAAUGAGGACAGUACGGUGCGCUACUUCAUCGAUGCCAGCCAGGAGGACCAUCGCAGCUGGAUGACCUACAUCAAAUGCGCCCGCAACGAGCAGGAGCAGAACCUGGAGGUGGUGCAGAUAGGCAGCAGCAUAUUUUACAGAGCUUUGGAGACCAUCCCUCCAGAUCAGGAGCUGCUGGUAUGGUACGGAAACUCCCACAACACCUUCCUUGGUAUUCCUGGCGUUCCCAGUACCGAGGACGAACAUCCGAAAAAGGCGCGGAAUGACGACUCGCACUCAUCUGACGGCUCUUCAUCUUGCUCCCCCUCCUCCUCCUGUUCUUCCUCUACCUCCUCGUCAUCCACCACCAGCCGCAUGCGCUGCGUCAUCUGCCACCGGGGCUUCAACUCUCGCAGCAACCUUCGCUCACACAUGCGCAUCCACACCCUGGACAAGCCCUUUGUCUGUCGCUUCUGCAACAGGCGCUUCAGCCAGUCGUCCACCCUGCGCAAUCAUGUGCGACUGCAUACCGGAGAGCGCCCCUACAAGUGCCACGUCUGCCAGAGCGCCUACUCCCAACUGGCGGGGCUCCGGGCACACCAGAAGAGUGCCAGGCACAGGCCAGGGGCCACGGACACAGACACUGCCUCCCAAGUCUCAUCGCCCAACCAGAUCAGCAGCCUGUCCCAGCACCAGAGGCCAAUAGUUCACCACAUCCCCACCAUGGUGCUAUGAUAGCAGAGAGGAGACAGGCACUGGCUAAUGCAACCAACUCUGCACUUUACGCCUGCACACCUGGGUCAUAUGUGGCUCUCACUUCCCUUUCUCCCGUUGUCAGAGAGGACGGGCAGCUGUUGUUGGCUGGUGUGGCAGGUAUAGACGUUGUGUUGGGCCAGAUUGUCUGGCUGGAUGUAUGUAGGGCUGAACUGACGGUCGUUCUCACACGUUUAACUGAUUUAUUAUAUAGAAAUAUAUAUAUUUUUUUACAUGUGGUCCGCUUAGACAUGUUUUGUUUGAAAUUCUCUUAAACAGGUCUAGUAGUGUCAUCAACGGUUCUGUUACCACCUUUACAAAGAAGCUAAACUAAGAUGGAUGGAAUGUGGUUUUCAAAAUAUAUAUUUAUUUUUUUUUGUUUGUUUUUUCAUAGAUUAACUCCCCAUAUCUCUUAGAUCUUAUAUGCAGCAGAUCAAAUGAAAUAGUUUACUAGCUCUACUAGGAAUACUACUGGUCAAAUAAGUAGUCUCUAUUCCAGAUUUUCUGUUGUUGUUGACCAUAAGUCUUAGUUGAGUGGUUCCGUUUGUUUAUUUCUCAUCACUCUUCACUCUUUCACCGUAGUCAUACCAACUCAGGGUGAAGGUUUUUUAAAUAGUAAGGUUACAAAGAAAAAUUCUAAUGAAAUGUACAAUAUUGAAAAAUGCAGAGCAGCCAUGUACAUUCCUUUCAGCCCUACCAAUUUUACACUGUGAAAUAGUCACUUUAUCACUGUACAGUAUAUUAAUGUAUAGCAUUGUGUAACUCAGAACUGUAUGUGAAUGUAAAUAUGUGCGCUCUCCAUACAUUUUGAAUAAAUAAUGAUAUUGA
This is a messenger RNA of Esox lucius (northern pike), 2546 nucleotides long. RefSeq names its product PR domain zinc finger protein 12. Gene Ontology annotation, biological process: neurogenesis. The transcript has 5 exons. The record is from RefSeq and is a predicted model, not a curated record. Lineage: Eukaryota; Metazoa; Chordata; Actinopteri; Esociformes; Esocidae. Gene Ontology annotation, molecular function: histone methyltransferase binding. Gene Ontology annotation, cellular component: nucleus. The coding region runs from base 570 to 1700 and encodes 376 amino acids.